AUGUCGGACAUUCCCUCGGAACUCGUCCACAACAUACUCCGGCGAGUGCCCGCCGACUCUCUCCUCCGCUUCAGGACCGUCUGCAAGGAGUGGCGCCGCCUCAUGGACGAUCCAUCCUUCAUCAGAUCCCACACCAACAACCAACAGUACUCCUCCGCCACUCUCCUCAUCAGAAACUCAGACGGUACUCGCCUUCAUUCAUUAUCUCUCGACUCCCUGAACUACAAUAACGAUGCCCACCAAGUGAUCGACGUAAGUCCUGUGAAGACAGUGUACCGCGCCGGUGUCCCUCGAGCGCAUCUUUUGCCGGCGGCAUCGUGCAACGGUCUAAUUCUCCUCUCCCACUCCGACGUAAAAAAAAUUUGGGCAAUAUGGAACCCGUUAACCCGACAAUUUCACAAGCUGCCCAAAUUCAUCAACACCAAAUCAUGCUUAAUCACCACUGGGCUCGGGUACGAUUCCGCUUCGGAUGACUACAAAGUAAUGAGGGUAGAUGAACUCCUUGGUCUUCGUAAACCCGUGUACCAAACUAGCGUUUACAGUCUAAAAUCGGAUACUUGGAGGAUAAUCAAGGAUUGCAAAUGUAAUUAUUACAGUAUGAAGCCGGGUGUUUUUCUUAACGGCGCGUUGCACUGGCAUUAUAUUCGUCGCUACAUCAUAACCGUGUUCGUAUUUCGGACCGAAACUUACGAAUUAAUGCGCCAUCCCUACGGCACCGGGCCAGGUGAACCUUCCAGAAUGCAUCUAGAUGCUUUAGGUGGAUGCUUGGUUGUGAGUUACUACUACACGAUGGAUCGAUUGGAUGUAUGGGUGAUGAAAGAAUACGGUGUCCACGAGUCGUGGGUGAAGUUGUUUUCGUUUCGGGAACUAGGUAGUAUCGGUUUCAUGGAGUGCCUCAGGCCUAUUGCUUAUUUCAAGACCAAAGGGCAGUUCUUUAUGCAGCAUGGUGAAGACUUUUUUUGGUUUGAUGUCGAGAAAAAUUCUGCGAAGAAAGUUACGAUUCGUGGGCUCCCGGAGUAUUUCUCUUCUCAAAGUUUGCCUGGGAGCCUUUUUUUACUGGAUGAAAGUUGUUCUGUUGCGGGGAAAAGUACAUCAGAAAUGAAGAGGAAGAGGAACAAGGCAGAUGCAAGUGUGAAGCAUUCUGUAAGAAUCACUGAUGAUUGGUCUCGUUCGGAUUCAACUCCAGAAACAAGUUGGUCGAGUAGUGGUGAUGAUUAG
Messenger RNA from Erythranthe guttata (spotted monkey flower), 1218 nucleotides. RefSeq names its product F-box protein CPR1. NCBI's taxonomy places the organism in Eukaryota, Viridiplantae, Streptophyta, Magnoliopsida, Lamiales, Phrymaceae. The record is from RefSeq and is a predicted model, not a curated record. Gene Ontology annotation, molecular function: protein binding.